Entrophospora candida is the source of this 1154-nucleotide messenger RNA. The record is from the annotation of a GenBank genome assembly. NCBI's taxonomy places the organism in Eukaryota, Fungi, Glomeromycota, Glomeromycetes, Entrophosporales, Entrophosporaceae.
AAUAUUUACUUGGCUCUUAUGGUGAACUACAUUUUGUUGUAUAUUUUAUUGCUUGUCUAGACAAGCUAGCAGAAACACCUAAUAUAAAUGCAAUUAAUUGGUAUCAUCUGCAAAUUGCUAGGGAAGGUAAUUAUACAAGUCAAGAAAGUGCACAGAAAUUUUGGCAAGGCAUUAUAUCACAUAUGGAGGAAUUAAAGAAUGUUUUUAAAAACAUUGACCCAACAGCAGUUUGGCAGAAUAGUUAUCACGAUGUCAUCAAAACUUAUCCCAGAAUUCUUGGGCCUAAGAUGAAUGCAAGAAAUCAAGGUAAAGCUAUUGGUAAAAACAAUGCAUUUAAUAAUAUGAGACAAGCUUUAAUACGAUUUGAUAAUUAUGCAAAUGAUACUGAGAUAGUUACUCAUAAGCAUCAACAAUCAUCAAAUGGAAAAAUGGACAAGAAAAAAAUGUGGUCCUUGGAUGAUUUUGAACUUGGUGCUCUGCUUGGAAGUGGAAGAUAUGGAGAGGUUUAUAAAGCGAAUGAAAAGUUAAGCGGUAAAACUGUUGCAAUAAAAUUGUUAUACAAAAAAGAAAUAAGAGAUGCUAAAAUGGAAGACCAAUUGAGACGCGAGGUUGAGAUUCAAGUUAAUUUAAGACAUCCCAAUAUUCUUCGUUUAUAUGGAUAUUUCUUUGAUGAGAUGCAUGUAUGCUUAAUCCUGGAAUUUGCUGAAAAAGGUGAAUUAUAUAAUAGUCUAAAAAAAUAUGGUAAAUUCCCUGAACGAAAAGCUGCACGUAUAUCAGAUUUUGGAUGGGCUGUUCAACAUACUAAUCCUGAUGUAAGACGCCGAACCUUUUGUGGCACUCUUGAUUAUAUGGCUCCUGAAAUGGUUAGAAUCAAAGAAGGUUAUGAUUUGAAAGUUGAUUCAUGGGCUCUUGGUGUCUUGUGUUAUGAAUUUUUGAUUGGAGCACCACCAUUUGCAGAUACACCUAAUACAUAUGAAACUUUUGAGAGAAUAAUGAGGGUUGACUUCCAAUUUCCUGAUGAACUAUCGCCCGAGGCUAAAGAUUUAAUUUCUUCGCUAUUAUGUCGAGAUCCUAAGCAACGUAUACCACUUGAAGACGUUAGUAAACAUCCUUGGAUUGUGAAAAAUUUAAAGUAUUUGAAAUCAUUAAGUUAA